Molecule: messenger RNA, 1982 nt
Organism: Heterotrigona itama
Lineage: Eukaryota; Metazoa; Arthropoda; Insecta; Hymenoptera; Apidae
Source: the annotation of a GenBank genome assembly
AUGACUGAUGAAGAUGAAGAUGUUGUUAUAAAAGUAUUCGAGUUUUUAUUAUAUUUGUUUGAUAAACAGUAAUUCAUCAAUGUUUAAUAUUUUAUUGUAUCCUGUCUUUUGCUUUUUAGGAUUCAUUUUUAUAUGAACAUUUACAUAAAUUAGGUUACACUGACUUUGAGAGUGUAACAAUAGAAAAAUCAACGCCUAAAAAUGAGAAGAAAUAUUUUAAAUUAUUGGAUGACAGUGUAUCCAACAAACAGACUGAAGCUAUUUUAAGUGCAAAAAUUCUUUUAAAUGAUCAUGGUUGUGCAAUAUACAGUUUCCUUGAGAAAUAUGAAUGUAAACCGUGGAGGACUAUGAUAUUAAAAUUUAUUAUAUUUGGUACAGUUUUAUCAUCUUCAGUUUAUAUGUUUCAUAAUACCCGAUAUAAAAAUUUUGCUAAUUUAUCUACGUUAACUGUAUUAUAUUGUAUUAGUUACAUGGAAUUCUUAAGAAUGAAGGCACACAGGAAUUUAAAAUCUCUUGUGUCUUUGCAGAAUGAUUUUUUUGAUCUUUGUAAAAAGGGAAUGAAAAUCUUGAAGUAUGGUGAUCUUACAGCAGGUAGACUGAAAUACUUACCACCCAUAAUGGAAAGUUUAGUUAAAUAUUUAGGGGACAUUGCUUGCAUCUAUUAUCAUGCUUCUUUAACUCUUAUAAGACUGUUGGCGAUAGAUACUUAUAACGAGGAUUUAUUAACAAGAUUUGAGAGUAGAUCAUUUGAAAUACAUGGCGAAAUAAAUUAUCAAAAAUUGAAGGUUGAAACGAAAUGUCUUCUAGCACUUAUUCUACAAUUAAGAGGUACCCUAUAUCAUACUUAUAUCCUCACCCAGUCUGAGAUGUUGCACUUAUUAGCCAUAGCAUACGAUAAUCAUAUUUGGUGGCAAUCAUACAAAAAAAUUCCUGAAUUAAAAUUGGCCUAUAUAAUGGAGUUUUUAAUCAGAUAUUUAAGCAUGUAUAAAAAUAAAUUGUCAAAACAUAUUGAUGCUUAUUACAGUUUCAAAUUGGAGCCUAUGUCGUAUAAAUACAGAGGCCCAGAUUCAUCGCAAUGGCAAGACUUGUAUAUGCACGUUUAUUUAGCUUCUAAUAAAUUACAAUUGGCUUACAGCCACAUGUUGUCGAUACUCCAAGAUAUUGACAACGAUAUAAUUGAAAAUUUAACAGGCAAAGAUUGUACGGAGGACACGAUGCAAAAGUUAAGUGCAGCUCAAAAGUGCGUUGAGACCGCGAAAGAUUUUAUUGAGUUUAGUAGCUUGUUUCUUGUAAAAUCGCGAAUUAAUCACUCUGCGAUCGAUCAUUUGGAAAUGAAUAUUCCAUCGUCUGACGCAGAUUCGAAUAUCCGUGUUGUAACUGAUUCAGGGCCAGAAAUUAUGGAUGAAGUAUUUGAAGAAUACAUCAAAGAAGAAUAUUUGAAACCUUUGAGCGAGGAAGCCGACGAAAUAUCAUUGUACUACCAGAAACGAGAUAAAACAUUGUUUAAAAAUUUCAUGGCUGAAUUAAAGGACGCUUUAGUCGAUAAGAAAAAGUCCAUGUCUGAGAGAGAAUCGAGGGCGCUGGAGCGAAUGUACAAAGCUAUAACAACGAAAAGUACCUCAAAUGAUCAAUUUCAACGAAUUCCUACACCUCCACCGAUGCCUUUUUUUGAUGCUUCUUCCUCGAUAGAGAGUAAUAAUAAAAUUUCUAAUGAUGCGACUUCUAAACUGCAAUCAAGCAAAUUGUCUGAAAGCUCGAAUGUUGUCAAGUCGAUUAAUAAAAGUAUGGAAGAUUUAGAGAAGAAGAAUACGAGUAACACAUUGACAAAAGAAGAGUCACCGAUCAGUGCCAUACGUUUGCCAAGAGGAGCGGAAUUUUCAUCUUUUUUACCACCGUCAUUUUUAAAAUCGGAAGAAGAAACUUUUAUAGGAAGCGGUGAAAAUUCUGAGGAUGAUGAAGAAAUUAAAGCAGAGAAUGAAUGA